This is a messenger RNA of Phytophthora sojae, 1740 nucleotides long. RefSeq lists its product as hypothetical. Lineage: Eukaryota; Oomycota; Peronosporomycetes; Peronosporales; Peronosporaceae. The coding region runs from base 1 to 1740 and encodes 579 amino acids. The transcript has 2 exons. The record is from RefSeq and is a predicted model, not a curated record.
AUGGAGUUCUAUUACUACAGCUACUCGGAGUCGCUGCUGCCGACUCGGCGCUGUCCGCCCUGGAAGUUGUUGAAGGAGGUGGCGAUGAAACUAACUGCGCACUACCUGCAAGAAACCAUUACCCUUUACCUUAAAUUUGGGACGGAAGAGGAGGUGGCGAAGCUGCAACAUGAAAGUUUCGUUCGGGGAGGAUUCAUACGCGACCUUCGCCUGCAUAUUGGGCGGAAGGGGAGAUGGCACUAUGGAGAGAACAAGUUCAUGGAGCUGAGGGACGAGACUGAGAAGGCGCAAGUGGACUGGGGUGCAAUUCUGGCCAACUGUCCGGCGUUGGAGAGGCUGGACUUGAGGUUGGUCCCGUUGGAGAGCAAGCACUUGCCAUUGUUGCUGAACGCGGCAGGGAAGCAUUGCUUGCAACUGGAUGCUCUCGUUCUGCCACGCAGGGAGGAGGGGAACAAGGUUGUGAAGGGGAAGAAGAUCGAGACGGUGAUGAAGGAACUCUAUGAGGCCAUCGAGCAGAUGUACGUGAAAGGCGGACGUGGUGGACUCAAGCAACUGACGGUACCCACUAGGAACGAAGCGGAGAGACACCGAUCGAUCACUGAGUUCUUGGAAAAUGUGAUGAAGUUCUGCCCCAACGUCGAGUAUUUGGAUGGACCCGAGCAAGUUUUCCAUGGGUAUAAUGGUGUGAGGUGCGAUGACAAGUGGAUGAUGUCAUUAGACACGUGGGAGCAGUUCAGCAAGACUUGCACGAGCCUGCGCAAGUUCCAUUGGGCUGCGAUGCCCUUUGCGGAUCCAUUUUUCAGUGCAUUUGGCGCAUAUCCGAAGAUGCAGCUGAAGGAGCUCACCUUGACUGCGAACUUACUAUGGACCUGGAAGGAGUAUUUCAAGCACUGCGAUCACGCUACUGCCACCGCGAUCAAGAACUGCCACGGCAAAGAUGCGAAGAACAUUCGCGCUCUCUUCAAAGGGUGCCCCGGUUUGAGCCGACUCAUCGUUGAGGUCGACUCGCAAAAGUACAACCCCACGCCGGCUCGACUCUUUACGCUCGACGAGUAUGGAGACAAGUUCUGGGGAUCAGUGGUCACGCAUUGCCCUCUCCUUCGGAGGCUUGCCAUCAGAAACUGCUCCAAUUUCGAAGAAAAGACGGUUACGUUCACGGAUGUCACGCUAUUCAAACUGGCCGAGCUGAAAUACCUGGGGCUGACGGAGAGCAACUUGGCCGUCAUGUGUACUGGUGAUGGAAUUUUCGACUUCAUGCGUCUCGUGAUUGAGAAGAAUUGCCGCACUGGCAACACGUUCGAGAUUGAUCUUCGUAUCGGCGGGCAGCAAGGCAGCGUGCCGAGGUUUUACUCCGUGGUGAUCGCUCUGCUACGCCGGCUUGCAGCAGUCAGCGAGAAGGACUUUGGCGCUGCCGCGCGCCGGCAGAAGUUCGAGGUGUACCUCGCCAACCCGUACAAAUCCAAACUGAACAAGCAGUGGAGUGGCUCCUACAUGUGCGGCCAACUGAGACCGCUACUGGAGCGCGUGCAGAAGCAGCAUCCGUCCCUCAAAGCAAGUACCCACAUCACCGGACAGACUGGAGACAGCUUCAGCAGGAUCGACCUCUUGACGCUCAUCUGGAGUCGUGACCAUUUUGGCAACAACCUGUUCAUCAACGGCCCCGACGACGAAGACUACGAGCCCCCUGAUCUCAACCUGCCACGAGACACCAUCAACCUCGCCGACUACCUCUUCAGGUAG